AUGAUUCAUACAACGAACGCUAGUUAUUUGAUCGACGAAGAUUAUUUGGAUGUGAACACGGACAUCUAUUCCAAACUGUUGGUAACUGUGAUUUACGCGGCGCUUUUUGUUGUCGGCUGCCUGGGAAACUCCGUAACGCUGUAUAUUAUGUGCAAGAGGGACUCGCCGCAGAAUUUACAAAGUACUGUGCACUAUCACUUGACCAGUCUGGCUGCCUCCGACCUCCUCAUCCUCAUUCUGUGCAUGCCGGUGGAGCUGUACAACUUCAUUUGGGUCCAUCACCCAUGGGCUUUCGGGGACGUCGUCUGCAGAGGCUAUUACUUCCUCCGGGAUGGAUGUUCAUACGCCACCGCGCUCAACAUCGCCAGCCUCAGCAUGGAGCGGUACAUGGCACUGUGCCACCCGUUUAGGGCGAAGAGAGUUGUUUCAAGGGGACGCACCCGGAGGCUCAUAUGCGGGCUUUGGUUGGCAUCGUUUCUUCUCGCGUCCUCCAUGCUAUUCGUCAUGGGUCAGCACAACAUGGGGCACGAAAUGAUUUGUACAACCAUCGUGUCAACAGCAACCGUCAAAAUCGUGCUACAGGUCAACGCCCUGCUGUCAUUCGUGGUGCCGAUCACCGUGGUCUCCAUCCUCAACUGGCUAAUUGGCCGCCAGCUGCAGAGUCUCUCCCAGCAGGCUCUGCUCCACCGCCCCGGCAGUCCGCUGGCGUCGGGCAAUGUCACGGAGGGUGCACGCACCCGAUCGCUGCGCCACAGCGUGACUGUCCUCCGUGUGGUGGUGGUUGCUUUCAUCAUAUGCUGGUUGCCUUAUCACAUACGCCGCCUUAUGUUUUGCUACAUUAGCGAAUGGUCACAACACCUGUAUGACUUCUACCACUACUUCUACAUGGUGACCAACGUGCUCUUCUACGUCAGCUCAGCCGUCAACCCUGUGCUCUACAACUUGGUCUCGGCCAACUUUCGCCGCCUCUUCCUCUCCACCCUCCGCUCCUCCUGCGCGCCGAGCUGCCCCGAGACAGAGCAGGGCCAGGCAGGCAGCAAGCGGCUCCACGACCCCCAGGAUCCAGCCCCUUCCACUGGGGCGCUUGACCCUCCACAGCACAGCACAACGCAGCAGACCGUCCUUCUGUUGACAGUAACCAAGGAAACACUGCCCUCCUGA
Molecule: messenger RNA, 1161 nt
Organism: Engraulis encrasicolus (European anchovy)
Lineage: Eukaryota; Metazoa; Chordata; Actinopteri; Clupeiformes; Engraulidae
Product: neurotensin receptor type 1-like
Exons: 4
Coding region: 1-1161 (386 amino acids)
Biological process (GO): neuropeptide signaling pathway
Cellular component (GO): plasma membrane
Molecular function (GO): G protein-coupled neurotensin receptor activity
Source: RefSeq, a predicted model, not a curated record